Setaria italica (foxtail millet) is the source of this 1167-nucleotide messenger RNA. RefSeq names its product BTB/POZ and MATH domain-containing protein 2. The record is from RefSeq and is a predicted model, not a curated record. The transcript has a single exon. Bases 1 to 1167 code for a protein of 388 amino acids. NCBI's taxonomy places the organism in Eukaryota, Viridiplantae, Streptophyta, Magnoliopsida, Poales, Poaceae. Gene Ontology annotation, biological process: protein ubiquitination. Gene Ontology annotation, molecular function: protein binding.
AUGGGUUCGAGCCUGGGCGUCCCCUCCUACGGUAGGUCGUCGUCUUCUUCGUCGAAUCAGUUCGCCAUGCCAAUGCCAACGACGAGGGUGGAGUCCCGGUGCGUUCCGCGGACAGCGCAGGGCACCCUCUCGUUCGAGGUCACCGGCUACCGGCAGCUACUGAAGGGAUUCGCCGGAAGUUUCAUCAGUUCAUCGAGCAUCCUAGUCGGCGGCUACAGUUGGUGCCUCCGAUACUACCCGGACGGAGACGGCAGGGAGGAGUGCAAAGGCUUCGCCGGACUCUACCUCGAGCUGCUGACCAAGAACGUGGUUGUGAAAGCGCUCUUUGAUUUCAGAUUGGUCGAUCUGACCACAGGGGCGCCGUCCGUGAUCCAGCAACUGGAGGUACCGCUGUCGUUCAACACCGUGGACGCCAGUAGAAACCAACAAGGCGGGGGAGUCGCCACAAACAAGUACCUUAAGCGGAGUGAACUGGAAGCUUCAGUGUACCUACGCGACGAUCGCCUCGUGAUCGAGUGCGAAAUCACUGUUGUCAACGAGCCAUUGGUGGUGGAGACCAUGAAGACGACCACCGUGGUAGAGGCACCCCAUCGAAACCUGUCGCGAGACUUCGCAAACCUACUAGAGUCUAAGGAAGGAGCUGACGUGACUUUUGAGGUGCAAGGAGAGGUUAUCCCAGCUCAUACCGUCGUGCUAGCAGCCCGGUCGCCAGUUUUCAAGGCGCAAUUCUAUGGUCCGCUGAGGGAAGAGAGAGGGGAACGUCACAUAACCGUGCAAGACAUGCAGCCUGCCGUCUUCAAGGAGCUCCUCUACUUCAUCUACGCCGACUCGAUGUCUCCUUGCAUCCACGGCCUUGGUGGCGACGAGAAGAAAGAAUUCACUAAGCAUCUACUGGUGGCGGGGGAUCGGUAUGACGUCCAAGGGCUGAGAUCGGUGUGCGAGACAAAGCUUUGCGAAAGCCUUGAUGUUUCGACCGUGGCAACCAUGUUAGCCUUCGCAGACCAGAACAAUUGCGAAAAGCUUAAAGGCGCUUGCGUUGAAUUCAUGACUACCAGCUGUAAGUUGGAAGACUUGGUUGCAAGCAAUGGGUAUGAGGACCUCAAAUCAUCAAGUCCUGCUGUCUUUGUAGAUCUCUAUGAGAAGGCAGCUAGGGCAAGAAAAAUUUAG